ACUUCCGCCUUCGCUUUUCGUUUGAGGCGCGGCGCUUGAACAUCGUUUUCACUGUCAUCCCGCUAACUUGGGUUAUAUUCCCUAACACCUUUAGCAUAAAAAUUAUUGUCAGUGAUUAAAAGAAGAUGCGUAACUAAUGUUAUUAUACGGAAUCGCUCAGACUUCUGUAGCCGUGCAUCAUUUUAAGAGUCGCGGAAGAUUUCCCUUACAAGAUAAGCCCAGGCUUCAGAGAUGGGUGGAUAACAUGAGGCGGGAGGAGUGGACCCCAAGUCGCCACCAGUGCCUGUGCAGCGAGCACUUCACAGAGGACUGCUUUGAUAUUCGAUGGGGCAUCCGCUACCUGAAGAACACGGCAGUACCGACUGUUUUUCCUUCCACUGAAGAGGAUGGUGAGAAAAGAGUGCGGAGCCCCAAGACCAGACCCAGGACUUUAGAUGCUGACAUUGAGCCCACAGGGUUUGACUCCGCUCUCAGUGGGAGGCCGAUAAUUUUGAGGAGAAUGUGCAAAAAGUUCCAGUCAAAACCAACAAACAACAGUGUUGCAGAACACACACAGAUGAUAUUUGAUCUGCCACAGGUGUCAGACACACAGACAGCUGCUUGUGAGGUACUAGGAGAAGGUGAAAUGCCAACAGCGUCUUGCCUCGCUGUGUCUCGGUGUGACGAGACCCACGCUGAAGAGCCUGCUGAUGCUGCUGUGACUGUGUUGUGCUGUGAGUCGCUGAGCUCUUUCUCAGAUGGAGAGGCAAACGUGGACGCAGCGGCCCUCCAAGCAGCUCUGGGCCAGGUUUUCAGCUUCGCUACAGUGGAAAUGGUUAAGGACAAACCACAGAGCUGUUCAUUGGAGGAAAGGGGACCUGGUGAGGGAGAGCACGUUUCUGUUGACGAGCACUCAUACUGCAGACUGGACACGGACGAAGAUCAGCUCUGGAGCAAGAUCCUGAGUUUGCAUGCAAAGAUCUUGGAACUGGAUCACAGGGAGGAGAGCACCAUGGCUAAGAUCCACGCUCUCGAGACUGAGGUAGCGCUCCUGAAGAGAGACGGGGCUGUUUUCAAGGAGAAGCAGAAAGUUUUAGAAGAUUAUAUUUCAUCCAUGUUGCUCUGAUUUUGGACAUAUAUUCUGGAUGUGUAUGUAUUUACAUUGUUACUAUUGAGUCAUUUUUGCAGACAUUUUGCACAUGCUUUUAUAGAUACCAUUCAUAAAACACAGAGAUACUGAUUGUGCCUGAUUUUACACAACUUUAUUGAUACUUGUUAGUCUGUGACAUUUUCCUGAUUAUCUUUUUAUUUCCUUUAUUGUUUCAAAUCUUAUUUUCAGUGGCUUGUCGGUAUGAAUUCCUGACUCUCUGGACUUUGGUGUGAUCACCACCGUGUCCUUCCUUGUCAAUGUCUCUUUUGCUGGUUUUCUUUAGUAUUUGCAGCUGUUGUAUUUCAUCAUGUUUGAUUGAUUUUCAAUGAUCUGUUUCAAUGUGUUGCUGAAACCUAUCCUGAUCUUCUGUUCUAUGACGUGAUCAACACCACAUUUUAUCUACAUAAUGGCUCUUUUGCUGGUUUUCUUAUGCAUUGUCUUCCAUCCUUGUAUUUCAUCGUCUGGUCUGGUGUUUUAUAGACUUCACCUUUGUUACCCAGUCGAUAAUAGUAUGUCAUGUUUGUGGGAUGUAUUAUAAAUGUCAAUAUUCAUGAUUCUAUUCAUUCUUAGAUUCUGUUUAUUUCCAUUGGAGGUACUUUUUAUAAUUUAGUACAACUACAAAGGUUUUAGAAAAUCUAAAUAUCUGGUUUGCAUGUUCACA
Molecule: messenger RNA, 1790 nt
Organism: Paralichthys olivaceus (Japanese flounder)
Lineage: Eukaryota; Metazoa; Chordata; Actinopteri; Pleuronectiformes; Paralichthyidae
Product: THAP domain-containing protein 5
Cellular component (GO): nucleus
Source: RefSeq, a predicted model, not a curated record